ACAUCUCUGGCUUCCUUCAUACCAAGACAGGGAAGGAACACCACUUUCCAGAGAAAGAAUGAGUAACAUUGAAGGGUCCCCAGGAAGCUCCAUGCAUGGAGUCACAGGCCGAGAACAAACCUUUGCCUUUUCAGUGGCUUCCCCAAUCGUCCCAACUGACACCUCUGCUAACUUUGCUUUACCGGUCGAUUCUGAGCAUAAGGCCAAGGUUUUCAAGAUCCUUUCCUUUGCCAAUCCUCAUAUGAGAACCUUUCACCUCUCUUGGAUCUCCUUCUUCACUUGUUUUGUUUCCACUUUUGCCGCUGCUCCUCUUGUCCCCAUCAUACGCGACAACCUCAACCUUACGAAAGGAGACGUUGGAAAUGCUGGAGUGGCUUCUGUUUCAGGAAGCAUUUUCUCCAGGCUAGUAAUGGGUGCAGUUUGUGACCUGUUGGGGCCACGGUAUGGGUGUGCUUUCCUUGUCAUGCUAUCCGCCCCAACCGUCUUCUGCAUGUCCUUUGUGUCAUCAGCAGGAGGCUACAUAGCUGUUCGGUUCAUGAUCGGAUUCUCCCUGGCCACCUUUGUGUCUUGCCAGUACUGGAUGAGCACCAUGUUUAAUGGUAAGAUCAUUGGUCUUGUCAAUGGAACGGCCGCUGGGUGGGGAAACAUGGGUGGUGGAGCAACUCAGCUCAUAAUGCCAAUUCUGUAUGAGGUAAUCUGCAGAGUUGGUUCCACUCCAUUUACUGCCUGGAGGAUUGCAUUCUUCAUUCCAGGGUGGCUUCAUGUGAUCAUGGGGAUCUUAGUCUUAACUCUUGGCCAAGACCUACCUGAUGGGAACCUCAGCACCCUGCAGAAAAAGGGAGAUGUGUCCAGAGAUAAGUUCUCUAGGGUUUUCUGGUAUGCCAUCACGAACUAUAGAACAUGGAUCUUUGUCCUGCUCUAUGGCUACUCCAUGGGUGUAGAGUUGUCCAUUGAUAACGUAAUUGCAGAAUAUUUCUAUGAUAGGUUCAAUCUCAAGCUACACACUGCCGGAAUCAUUGCCGCCACCUUUGGCAUGGCCAACCUCGUGGCCCGCCCCUUUGGUGGAUACAGUUCAGACUUAGCAGGCCGAAGAUUCGGCAUGAGGGGCAGGCUAUGGACCCUUUGGAUCCUCCAAACUCUUGGAGGGGUAUUCUGUAUCUGGCUCGGCCGUGCCAAUUCACUUUCCAUUGCAGUCUUGGCCAUGAUGCUCUUCUCCGUUGGAGCUCAGGCCGCAUGUGGAGCAACUUUUGGCAUUGUUCCUUUCAUUUCUCGACGAUCUUUGGGCAUAAUAUCUGGCCUAACCGGUGCAGGUGGGAACUUUGGCUCCGGACUGACCCAGUUGGUGUUCUUCAGCUCCUCAAAAUUCUCCACAGCAACAGGCCUCUCCUUAAUGGGGGCCAUGAUUGUCGCUUGCACUCUUCCCGUGACAUUGGUGCACUUCCCACAGUGGGGAAGCAUGUUCCUCCCACCUUCAAAGGACGUGGUAAAAGGUACUGAAGAACACUAUUACGAGUCCGAGUGGAAUGAGGAGGAGAAGCAGAAGGGUAUGCACCAGGGAAGUCUCAAGUUCGCGGAGAACAGCCGGUCAGAGCGUGGCCAACGCGUUGCCUCAGCACCAACCCCUCCCAACUCUACACCAUCCCAUGUUUAGCUCACAGGUCUAGAUCAACGUGCAUGCAAGUGAAACCCAAUAAAAACCAGAGGCUGUGCACUUGUGAUACAUCUUUCCCCUUUAGAAUCUUCUGUAUUUUACUUUCACCUUUUUCAUUUUAACUGGUGUUCUUUUGUAUGAAUCAUAAUCUUGCUGAUAUAUCCAUAUAGAGGAUUCU
Messenger RNA from Vitis vinifera (wine grape), 1829 nucleotides. RefSeq names its product high affinity nitrate transporter 2.4. Gene Ontology annotation, biological process: nitrate transmembrane transport; cellular response to nitrate. The record is from RefSeq and is a predicted model, not a curated record. The coding region runs from base 59 to 1651 and encodes 530 amino acids. The transcript is spliced from 3 exons. Gene Ontology annotation, cellular component: plant-type vacuole membrane; plasma membrane. NCBI's taxonomy places the organism in Eukaryota, Viridiplantae, Streptophyta, Magnoliopsida, Vitales, Vitaceae. Gene Ontology annotation, molecular function: nitrate transmembrane transporter activity.